AUGAAUCAUACAGGACUGACUAAUAAUACAUUCAAUGAAUAUGUGUUAGACCAAGUUGUAGAGAAUGCCACAUUACAGUCGGAUAGAAUGGUGGUUCGAGAAUAUAAAAAAAUAGGAGAAGGGGCCUUCGGAACGGUCGUAGAGGCAGUUUUGAGAAAAGAGUACAAGAAGGAUAGUGAACAGGAUAGAGAAGAGCCGUGGCUUGGACCUUAUGCUAUCAAGAGAGUACCAGCACAGACAGAAUACAAGAGCAGAGAAUUAGAAAUAUUGAGAGUUGUAAAUCACCCAAAUAUUGUCAGUUUACGGUUCUUCUUUGAUAAAAAGAGCUCAUCUGACGGUAAAAUCUACCAGAAUUUAGUGAUGGAAUGCUUACCAUCUAAUUUGCAAAGUGAAAUCAAAUAUUAUAGACAUUCAAAAUAUACCAUACCUUAUCCCCACAUGAAGACAUACACAUUCCAGUUAGCCAGAGCAAUGCUUUACUUACAUGGGUUUGGAAUUUCACAUCGUGAUAUCAAGCCUUCAAAUAUUUUGGUGGACCCUGCGACAGUCACAUUAAAAAUAUGUGAUUUUGGAAGUGCCAAAAAAUUAGAACCAAAUCAACCAUCGGUCAGUUAUAUAUGUUCUCGAUAUUAUAGAGCGCCUGAAUUAAUUAUUGGAUGUUCUAUUUACACAACGAAGAUUGAUAUUUGGGGUUUAGGUUGCGUAAUAGCAGAGAUGUUUUUAGGUAAACCUAUUUUCCAAGGAGAAUCUCCUCAAUCCCAAUUGAAAGAGAUUUCAAAAUUAUUGGGACCCCCAUCGAAGACAUUCUUCUUCAACAAUAAUCCAAAGUAUAGAGGAAAUAUGUACACUAAUAAGUUAUUCUCGUGUACUGUUGAAGAAAGAUUCAAGCAAAUCUUCAGCAACUCUCCUCCUGAUGCUAUUGAUUUAUUGAUGAAAAUAUUGGUUUAUGAACCGGAAAAGAGAGCAAGUCCUAGAAGAGUAUUAUGUCAUCCGUUUUUCCAUGAAUUGAAACAAGAUAAUUUCCAAGUCUAUCCAAGAGGUUCUUCUGAACCUAUUAGAUUGAAUUUAUUUAAUUUCAGCAAUUAUGAACUUGAAUUGCUAGGCCCCUUGAAGGAUGAAUUAUUAUCUUAA
Messenger RNA from Debaryomyces fabryi, 1131 nucleotides. RefSeq names its product serine/threonine/tyrosine protein kinase. The coding region runs from base 1 to 1131 and encodes 376 amino acids. Gene Ontology annotation, molecular function: ATP binding; protein serine/threonine kinase activity; protein serine/threonine/tyrosine kinase activity. The transcript has a single exon. The record is from RefSeq and is a predicted model, not a curated record. Gene Ontology annotation, biological process: signal transduction; protein phosphorylation. Gene Ontology annotation, cellular component: cytoplasm. Lineage: Eukaryota; Fungi; Ascomycota; Pichiomycetes; Serinales; Debaryomycetaceae.